CAUACUUGCAGUGGGUUGGAUGUAAAUAACCCUAUGGUUAGUGCUUCAUGGGCAUCAAGAGUCUUGAUUGAAGACAUCCGGGCUAAUAAUGAUAUUUCUGCCAAAUCUUUAAAUGCCAUUCUAUUUCAAAGAUUUGGUGUUCAGAUGGCUAUAAGCACACUAUACAGGGUUAAGCAUAAGGCAUUGGCUGAAAUUCAUGGUUCUCAUGAUGAGUCUUAUGCUUUUUUACCCAAGUAUUGUGAGAUGAUCAAGUCAACCAAUCCUGGGUCAUUUGUAUUUUGUGCUUGGGUUCAGUUACAGGAGCAUGAAAAACCAUUGGUUUUUAAGAGCAUUUUCAUUAGUUUUAAAGGAGUUCUCGAUGGUUUAAAGGCCUGUAGAAGCUUGAUAGGGGUAGAUGGUGCACACCUUAAGGGAAAUUAUGGGGGUGUGUUGUUGUCUGCAGUAGCUUUAGAUGCCAACAAUGAGUUGUACCCUUUUGCAUGGGCGAUUGUAUCUGGAGAAGAUACCGACAAUUGGUGCUUCUUUGUGUGGAAUCUGAAGAACAUGUUGAAGGAUCUUGGAAGAGGGAACAGCUGGUGCAUAAUCUCAGAUCGACAGAAGGGGAUUAAUUUGGCAUUAACUGAGUUAUGGAAUGAAGCUGACAAAAGGUACUGUUGUAAGCACCUUGUGGCAAACUGGAAGAAAGCAUUCCCAGGGCCAUUAUUGUUUUCUCUUUUCUGGAAAUCAUGUGGUGCAUUCUCACCAUUUACCUUCAAGAAAGCCAUGGAACAACUUGACAAAGUUAAUCAAGCUGGGAGAAAAUGGCUAUCAAACUUAGGAGAUCAGACAAGGUGGACUAAACACAAGUUUAACACUGAGCUAAAGUGUGAUGUCAACAAAACAAAUUUUGUUGAAAGUUUUAAUGCGACUCUGGGACUGGACAGAUGUAGGCCCGUGUUGACCUUACUUGAAGGGAUUAGAAGAAACACUAUGGUUAGGAUCGCUUCAAGAAGACAACAAUGUGAAACUUGGGAGAGGUAAGACAUCUGUCCUAACAUUGCAAGAAGAAUCCAGAAGCUUAGUCAUGCAAGUAGGGACUGCAUCCCAUACAUGGCAGGGGAAGGAGAGUAUGAAAUCCUAACUGGCAAGUCUGUUCUCCCAGUUAGCUUAAACAAACACACUUGCUUGUGUGGAGCUUGGCAGCUAACUGGUAUACCAUGUAAACAUGGUAUUAGAGCAAUAAUUCAUGCAAGGUUGGAUCCACACUCAUUUGUGCAUGAGUGGUAUUCUGUGAGCAAAUACAAGGAAGCUUACAGCUCUGGUAUCAAGUCUAUCCCAGACGUUGAGCAUUGGCCAGAGAUUAAUAUGCCAGAGAUCAAGCCACCAAUUGUGAAAAGGGCAAUAGGGAGACCUUGCAGAAAUAGGAAGAGAGCUGAUGAUGAAGAAAGGAAGGGUAAAAGGGCUAAGACCGUAAAAUGCAGUAAGUGUCAGGCAUAUGGACACAAUACUUUGACCUGCAAAGGAGGUCUGACAUCAAAACAAAAGGCAACCACUAGUCAGAAGGGAAAGAAGAAACAACCUGCAUCCCAACAGUUCAAUGCAUCCUCCUCCCAGCCAGUAAAAGGAAAGAAGAAACAACCUGCAUCCUAGCCUUGAAUCUGGAGAAGAUGUUUGAUUAUUAAGCUGAAGUAGAUUUUUUUUUUUAACUUAACAAUGAAGUGUUAACAUGUUCAAGCCUUGUCAUUUGAAGACAUAGUAUUAGUUAAGUGUGGGUGAAUAUGAUCUUGACUUUUGGAAAUUAUAUUCAUGAAAUUUAUGUUAACAGUUAUGGCAGGGUAUUAAUUUUGGUACUACUCAUUUGAAUA
Molecule: messenger RNA, 1844 nt
Organism: Chenopodium quinoa (quinoa)
Lineage: Eukaryota; Viridiplantae; Streptophyta; Magnoliopsida; Caryophyllales; Amaranthaceae
Exons: 3
Coding region: 34-1020 (328 amino acids)
Source: RefSeq, a predicted model, not a curated record